This is a messenger RNA of Vicia villosa (hairy vetch), 1763 nucleotides long. Its product is annotated as peptidyl-prolyl cis-trans isomerase CYP59. The coding region runs from base 261 to 1400 and encodes 379 amino acids. Gene Ontology annotation, cellular component: nucleus. Lineage: Eukaryota; Viridiplantae; Streptophyta; Magnoliopsida; Fabales; Fabaceae. The record is from RefSeq and is a predicted model, not a curated record. The transcript has 14 exons. Gene Ontology annotation, molecular function: zinc ion binding; peptidyl-prolyl cis-trans isomerase activity; RNA binding. Gene Ontology annotation, biological process: protein peptidyl-prolyl isomerization.
UUAAUUUUCAGUUUUUUUCCUGUUUGUUAAACUGAUGGACGACACAUGGCAAAAGAAAUUUUAAACCUUUCUACCCUUCUUCUCCCUUUCCGUUUCUCUACCGCCAUUUAUUUGUCAUAUUUUCUCUUUUUAUUUUUAUUUCUCUUUCUCCCACUUCCCACUGUCAGUUACUUGUCAACUGCCGGUUAUUUGCCGUCGCGGACUCACCGUUGCGGUGUCCCCUCUUGCCACGAGCUUUGUAUUAUUGUCGAACAAACAAGAUGUCAGUGCUUAUGGUGACGAGUUUAGGGGACCUGGUUAUCGAUUUGCAUACCUAUAAGUGUCCCUUAACCUGCAAGAACUUCUUGAAGCUUUGCAAGAUUAAAUACUACAAUGGCUGUCUAUUUCACACCGUUCAAAAGGAUUUUACUGCACAGACCGGUGAUCCAACUGGAAUCGGCACCGCUGGCGAUUCUAUCUUCAAGUUCCUUUAUGGUGAUCAAGCUUGGUUUUUCAAUGACGAGAUUCAUAUUGAUCUAAAGCAUUCCAAGACUGGAACUGUUGCCAUGGCAAAUGCUGGAGAGAAUAUGAAUGCUUCACAGUUCUAUAUAACUCUACGUGAUGACCUUGAUUACCUUGAUGGAAAGCACACUGUAUUUGGCAAGGUAGUUGAAGGAUUUGAGACUUUGACUAGAAUAAAUGAGGCUUAUGCAGAUGGAAAGGGAAGACCAUUUAAAAAUAUUAGGAUCAAGCAUACUUACAUCCUUGAGGAUCCUUAUGAUGAUCCUCCUCAGCUACCUGAGUUUAUUCCUGAAGCUUCACCUGAGGGAAAACCUAAGGACGAGGUUGAUGAUGAAGUCAGGCUUGAAGAUGAUUGGGUGCCUAUGGAUGAACAAUUAAACCCAGGAGAGCUGGAAGAGGUUAUUAGAUCAAAGGAAGCACAUUCUAGGGCAGUUGUGCUUGAGAGUAUUGGGGAUAUUCCUGAUGCUGAGGUUAAGCCUCCAGACAAUGUACUAUUUGUCUCUAAAAUGAAUCCGGUGAUCGAGGAUGAGGACUUGCAUACAAUAUUUUCUCGCUUUGGAACUGUAUCAUCGGCUGAAAUCAUCCGUGAUCAAAAUAGUGGUGACAGUUUAUGCUAUGCUUUUAUAGAGUUUGAAGACAAACAUGCAUGUGAGCAGGCAUAUUUCAAGAUGGAUAAUGCUUUGAUUGACGAUCAAAGAAUACAUGUAGAUUUUAGUCGAAAUGUUGCAAAACUGUGGUCACAAUACAACAGGAAAGAUAAUAAGGCUGGUGGUUGCUUCAAAUGUGGUUCCACAGAUCAUAUUGCUAAGGAUUGCACUGGAGAUGCUACGGUGAAACAACCCACAAAAUAUAUCUUGAAGGACAAUAAUGCCCAACGUGGUGGACAAAAUGUGAGAUAAGAAAUGGUUUUUGAUGGAGAUAACACGAAAAGUCCGAGAGAAACGAAACACCGAAGACAUAACAAAGAUGACCUAGAUGAUAAAAGAGGCAGGAAAGAAAUUUUUAAAGAUGAUAGUCUCUGAAGUACGGGUACUUCUAAAAUGAUAAAAUACCGGUACCGGGUUCACGUAUCGUAUUCGUGGUAUUUUAAUUUUUCUAAAUAUUCGAUUUUGAGUUAAAUUUGUGAUUAUGUCUGUUGAUAUUUGUAAAUAUAUAGUGUUAACUUAAAAAUAUUUGUAUAUAGAAUAGUCUCACAUCGACUAUAUCAUGUAAUUACCUGGAUUCUCUCUAUAUAUAAUAAAGUGUCCGUAGUUCUUACUAAC